AGAGGCUAAGUGAAUGUUAGAGCCACUGUGGUCACUGCUAAAAUACUGAAUAAGAGUGGAAUGGAGGGAUUAACCAGUAGGAUUUAAAAUUUGGAGCUGGAGCAGAAGCUCAUGCAGAGGGAGCCAAUCGGGAGAAGAUCGGGAUUAAAAGGAGCCUUGGUCUAAAUGGGUCCGGUCAUGCCUCCCAGUAAGAAGCCGGAAGGUUCCGGUAUCAGCGUUGCCAGUGGUCUGAGUCAUUUCUAUCAGGCUGGCUCCAUCACACGGGCCCUACAAGAGGCAGAGGAGAUGGACUUGGCUUUGCCCACCAUCAAGCUGGAGAAGACCUCCAUGGAGGAUGAGGAGCUCACCAACCUGAACUGGCUCCACGAGAGCAAGAACCUGCUCAACAGUUUUGGAGACCCCGUUCUCCGGAGCGUCAGUCCCGUCCAGGACCUGGACGACGACACCCCUCCCUCCCCAGCCCAUUCGGACCUCCCUUACGACGCAAAGCAGAACCCGAACUGUAAGCCUCCUUACUCAUUCAGCUGCCUGAUCUUCAUGGCCAUUGAAGACUCUCCUUCCAAGAGACUGCCAGUAAAGGAUAUAUACAACUGGAUCCUUGAACACUUCCCAUAUUUUGCCAAUGCCCCCACAGGUUGGAAAAACUCAGUUAGGCACAACCUUUCCCUCAAUAAGUGUUUUAAGAAAGUGGACAAGGACAGGAGUCAGAGUAUCGGGAAGGGCUCCCUGUGGUGUAUAGACCCAGAAUACAGACAGAAUCUAAUCCAGGCUCUAAAGAAGACGCCAUACCAUCCCUACUCCCAGGUGUUCAACACGCCUCCUACUUCUCCUCAGGCAUAUCAAAGCAUGUCCAGUUCUCCGAUUUGGCCUGGGAGUCCCUACUACAGAAAAAACAAAGGAGUUCUCCUACAAGAUGCAGAUAUAGAUGCUGCUGUUUCCAUGAUGCUUUUGAAUACGCCUCACCUCCCAGGGUUCUUCCCUCAGGGAGUGAUCCAGAACGGAGCUCAUAUGAUGAACCCGGGUCUCUUCCCUGGAAUCCGACCCAUCCACUUCAACCCCAUUGGCAGCAGAACAGCGGCUGUGAGGUCAGUCCUGGCCGGCUACAGAAUGCGCAACGACAGCGAGCCCUCUUGUGACUCCCCACUGGUCAGCAGCGACCCUAAGGAGGACCACAACUACAGCAGCGCCAAGUCUUCCAGCUUGCGCACCGGCGACUCCCCGAACCCCGCCCCCGGAGACGAGGCUCCCCACGAAAGCAUCGAGCACAACUUCCACGGCAACGAAGCCGGCAGCGACGCGGAGGAGGACGACAAGAAAAUCAAGAAAGAACCCAAGGAGUGGUCAGUGGACGCGCUGGCCAUGGCUCAGCAAAAGAAACGGCAACAUUUGACAAAAGCCAAACAGAGAGUGUCCAGUGACACGCUGCCCUUGAAAAAGAGGCGUACGGAGAAACCCCCAGAGAGCGACGACGAGGAGAUGAAGGAGGCCGCCGGCUCUCUGCUCCACCUGGCCGGCAUUAGGGCCUGCUUGAACAAUAUCACCAAUCGGACGGCAAAGAAAGAACAAAAAGAGUCUAUGAAAAAUUAA
Messenger RNA from Chanos chanos (milkfish), 1587 nucleotides. It is a transcript of the gene foxn3, whose product is annotated as forkhead box N3. Bases 166 to 1587 code for a protein of 473 amino acids. The transcript is spliced from 7 exons. Lineage: Eukaryota; Metazoa; Chordata; Actinopteri; Gonorynchiformes; Chanidae. The record is from RefSeq and is a predicted model, not a curated record. Gene Ontology annotation, cellular component: nucleus. Gene Ontology annotation, biological process: regulation of DNA-templated transcription. Gene Ontology annotation, molecular function: DNA-binding transcription factor activity; cis-regulatory region sequence-specific DNA binding.